Messenger RNA from Marchantia polymorpha subsp. ruderalis, 1878 nucleotides. The record is from the annotation of a GenBank genome assembly. NCBI's taxonomy places the organism in Eukaryota, Viridiplantae, Streptophyta, Marchantiopsida, Marchantiales, Marchantiaceae.
GAUUCACGAGCUUUUGACGGGAAUCGUCGUCGGCCGUGCUGACCUGAAGCUGUCGUUCUCUGGAAGCAACGGAGGGCGUCGAAUUCCGACACAUGAGCGCGCUGCAGAAAUGUCAUCGCCCGGAAGGUGUCGGCGUCCGAGAGGAUAUGAAAUACGGAAAAACAUAAUGAGCCCAAGCGAUCAAGCACGCACCACGUGAAGGAGCCUCGUUAGGACGAGGCGCAGUGACAUUCUGUUGCCUGACAUUGAGCGUCGUGUCGAAAUCGCUGGACUCGGACAUUUUAAGUCACUGCAGAUUUCUUGAAGCUUGAAUCCUAGAUUGAUCGCUGUGCCGCAUAGGGAUGUGAAAUCCACCGAGCAGUCGACUAGGAGAAGCUGUCUCAAGAGUUUAUAGGGUUUGAAGACUCGCAUUAAAAGCUGAGAAGACCACAACUUCGGCAAAUUCGAAGCAAAGCAAGGGAAGGUAGUCUGGCAUGUACGGGACUUCCUGCAGUAGAUCAAAUUGCUACAAAUUGACACCAUUACUGAUCCAUCCUGUCGGGAUUCGAUCUAACGCUCGUCGAUUGCUGCUGAUGACGCGGAUUUUAUGUCGAGCUUUUCCUUGUACCGCUACUUUCAUCUCUGCCCAUCCAGCUCAUGGCAAUACUGCCUAGCACAAGCGCGGAAAAAAGUACGAACAGGAGGCACCAGGACAGAAUCCAUAGUUUUGGUGUCAACCGAGGAAUUCUUGCAAUCCUGGAGGGAACGGCUUGGGGACAGAAGGAACGAGGAAGGAGGCAACAGCGGCAGCUUAUACCGGGGCUGCCCGACGAUCCAGUAAUCGAAUCCAUCUGGGUUCGAUUACGCUACGCAACUAAGCACGAGGUGGCGACAAGCGAUCGAAAGUGGGCGAGUCCGCGAAGCCAGACUAGUAGCAUAGGCAAGCAAGCACAGGGCUCACGGCUGAGUGACUUGGAAGAGCAGGAUCAGUCCGUGACAGGACAUCGAGGACGAAUCAGCUAUGUUGAAUAACACGAUAUACGGUACCUGCAGGUCGUGGUGAAGUUCUCAGUUCGCAGAAACGGCAGAGUAAUCGAUGCAGUCUCCGAAAUCAAGCCGCCAGCCCUUUAGGAUCGAAGGUUUACGAAGUCUUGUGUGUAAUUAUGAUUGAACUCACGAAAUUCACUGCAUCCGCCGCUAUCUUUGAUAGCCAGUGCUUGUGUCAUUCGUUCUCGAGGUGUCUUUUGUUUUCGUCCCUCGAGCCCAUUGCCGCUGGACUCAUACGAGUAAAGAGCCAAGAAGGAAUUCGCUCCUUGCACCUUCCAAGUUUGGUAGAUGCUCUUGCGCAAUGGAUGGUCGGUUGAGAGUGAAAUGAGAUCCAUUCCAACAGGGGGACAAAGGACCUUUCUCCUUUCGCCGAGGCCGUUAGUGUGGAUCUCCCUCCAGCUGGCGGAAUCUUGUCGAUCGCAAUCGCUCUGUUUCUACAAGCUAGAAACAAUACGAGUUUUAACAUGUUGUCGUGCACAGCUUCCUUCCUGUAAGGUCUUGGAACGUUCUUGGCAUUAUUGAGUCUCGAGCCGUAGUCCUGUCAGACAACUACUACAUCUCGACUCGACAUGGAAGGGUUAUGCCGACUAGCUACUAACGUGGAAUUUCAUGGAGUGAACAUGUUGUGGACUGUACGCUCGUCAGGAACAUCAUAUCGAGUUCAAGCACUAUCUACAUGUGUACCAUUAACGCAUUUCUAGAAAUGGUCUACUGAUUGAUUUGAACGUGCUGUGGAUCAUGUUGCCAAGGUUUCCAUCAUUUCUUGAUGGAUGAAGUUCUCCUUGUUCCGACAAGUUGACGAAUGUGAGAAAAUUAAAUGAAACUGACAACUUUCUUUCAAAUGCUCGAACG